Scheffersomyces coipomensis is the source of this 2313-nucleotide messenger RNA. RefSeq lists its product as uncharacterized. The record is from RefSeq and is a predicted model, not a curated record. Gene Ontology annotation, biological process: L-tyrosine catabolic process. The transcript has a single exon. Bases 221 to 2026 code for a protein of 601 amino acids. Lineage: Eukaryota; Fungi; Ascomycota; Pichiomycetes; Serinales; Debaryomycetaceae. Gene Ontology annotation, molecular function: 4-hydroxyphenylpyruvate dioxygenase activity.
UUAUAGGUUUUAUGUAAGUUUCAGUUUUCAAGUGGCCGCAAAAUUCCACAAAAUCUGAUAAUUUUUCUUUUUUUUCAACUUUAAAAAUCCUUUUUUUGCCGCCAAUCUAUUUUUAUCAUAACAACCUCUUCCUUAUCAGUAUCCUGUUAUAGUUUUCCCUGUUCCAAUAACUGUAUCUUGCUAUUGAAAUCUUCUUACCUCUACUACUACUACCACUACUAUGGCAGCUUCAGUACCAGUUAUAGUUUCUCAUUCUAAGUUUUAUUACAAUAAUAACGAAUCAUCAUCAUCAUCCACAAACACUUCAUCGGCAAAAUCUUCAACUCCAUCAACUGCUACUACCACUUCCAAUAAAUCUACUACUACGACAACAACUUCUACUGCUAAUCCAACUACUACUACCCCUUCGCCCAUUGAUACUAUUUUCUUACAUGAAUUGCCAUUUUUCCCUCAUCAUAAUUCAGAUCCAAUUCUUAAUUUAUCCGCUGAUGAAUUAUUAUUGAAUGGUUUUCAAAGUUCAAAAUUAAAUAUGGAUGGAUUUAUUAAUUUUCAUCAUUUGAAAUUAUGUUCAUCAAAUGCUAAACAAAUGGCCAAAUAUUUAAUUUUAUCAAUGGGAUUUAAAGAAAUUGCUUAUAAGGGAUUAGAAAAUGAUUCAAGAUUAGUUGGAUCUCAUGUUAUUUCCAAUGGAGAUGUGAUUCUUGAAAUUGUUAAUACUUUAGAAACUAUUGAAGAUGAUAAUGUAUUGAAAUUACCUUAUUUUCAAAAGGAUUUAUUAAAAUUUAAAGAAAUUAAUAAUUUGAAUUAUUUAAAUGAUUUUAAAAUUUCAAUUGAUGAUUUAGUAUUUGAUUUUGUUAAUAAUAGAAUUGAAAGUUUUUCACAUCAUAAUACUACCAAUAAUAAUAAUAAUUCAAAGAAUAUUAGUUUUAACUUGGGUAAAAAGAUUUAUCAUAAGAUUUUGAAUUCCAAAAACUUUAAAAAUUCCAUUGAUGAAUAUAAUAAUUUUAUUUUAAAUACAAUUAAUAAUUCAGAAUUAAUUUAUAAUGAUAUUAUGGAAUGUUCUUUAAUUCAAAAGUUUUUAAAAACUCAUUGUGAAGGAGUUAUGGAUAUUUCAUUUUUAGUUGAAAAUGUGGAUCAAAUCUUUGAAAAAUCAAUUAAAGCUGGUGCUGGUAUAAUUCGUUUACCUCGAAUUAUUGAAGAUAAAAAUGGUUCCAUUAAAUUAGCUACUAUAACUAUUCCAAAAACUGAUAUUCAACAUACUUUAAUUCAAAAUAUUAAUUAUACUGGGUCCUUUUUACCAAAUUAUUCUAAUUCCAUUAAUCAUAGUGAUAAUAAUAUUGAAUUGAAUUUAUUAUUACCUAAAGUUCAUUUAACUUGUAUUGAUCAUUGUGUUGAAAAUUAUUCUUGGAAUCAAAUGAUGUAUCAAGCCAAUUUUUAUGCUAAAAUGUUUGGAUUUCAUAAAUUUUGGUCAGUUGAUGAAAUGGAUGUAUUUACUGGUGAAACUGCUUUAAGAUCAAUUGUUAUGGCUUCAAGCAAUGGAAAGAUUAAAAUGCCAAUCAAUGAACCUGCUAAAGGUAAAAAGAAAGGUCAAAUUGAAGAAUUUAAUGAUUUUAAUGGUGGACCUGGUAUUCAACAUAUUGCUUUAAGAACAAAUGAUAUUAUUUCAACUGUUAGUUCAUUAAAUCAAAGAGGGAUUGAAUUUAAUGUAACUUCACAAAAAUAUUAUCAAACUUUAGAAGCAAGAUUAAUUAAAGAUGAUAUUAAAUUAAAAGAAGAUUUUCAAAUUUUAAAAAGUUUAAAUAUUUUAGUUGAUUAUGAUCCUUCAACAAGACAAAAGAAAACCAAACUUUGUAAUUAUAUAUUACAAAUAUUUACAAAACCUUUACAUGAUCGUCCAACUUUAUUUAUUGAAAUUAUUCAAAGACAUCAUCAUAAUGGAUUUGGUAAAGGAACUUUUAAAGGUUUAUUUGAAACUAUUGAAGAACAACAAAGAAUUAGAGGUACUUUAGUACCAAUUGAUGAAGAAUAAACGUUAGGUUUAUUCAUUGUUUGUUUUAUUUGUUUAUAUAUAGAAGUAUUUAUAUAUGUCUCUCUAAUCAACAUUAAAAAUAUUGUUUAACUUUAUUUGUGUUAACCGCCAAAAGUUUAAAGUUUAAAAAAAGGAUUUUUGUACACUCAUUUUGCAACAUAGUUAGAACAAAAAAAAAUGUACAGGGGCUCAUAAAUUAUAUUUCAAAAUAUACAUAUACUUAUAUUUAUAUAAAAGAAAGUAAUAGACAAAAAGAAAUUUACAAAGUACAGAAUAACAAUAAAAAA